Messenger RNA from Saccostrea cuccullata (small rock oyster), 668 nucleotides. RefSeq names its product ficolin-2-like. The transcript is spliced from 4 exons. NCBI's taxonomy places the organism in Eukaryota, Metazoa, Mollusca, Bivalvia, Ostreida, Ostreidae. The record is from RefSeq and is a predicted model, not a curated record. Bases 111 to 668 code for a protein of 185 amino acids.
AUAAGUACAAAGAUUGUAAGGAAUUAUACCAACAAGGUUAUACCACUACCGGGGUGUACACAAUAUACCCCUACCUCCCUGUUACCAGACCAGUGAAGGUUUACUGUGAUAUGUCAACAGAUGGAGGGGGAUGGACGGUGUUUCAACAUAGAAAGGAUGGAUCGGUUGACUUUUAUCUGGAUUGGGUUGACUACAAAUCAGGGUUUGGACAAGUAAAGGGUGAAUACUGGCUUGGAAAUGAUCACUUACAUCAGCUGACGAUGCUUGGAACGUCCGAUUUCUAUGUUCGUUUAGAAAGAUUUAUCGGGGGUUGGUACUAUGCCAAAUAUAAUGAUUUCGUGAUUUCCAACGAAACAGAUGGUUUUAGGUUGAGACUCCAAUCUGGAUCAUAUCAGGGGAAUGCAGGGGAUUCCAUGGAAAGCUUUGGAACAACCAAUACAAAUGGACACAAGUUCAGCACACGUGACGUAGAUAAUGAUUCUGCUCCAAAAAGCUGUGCAGUGGCUCGCAAAGGUGCCUGGUGGCAUAAUGAAUGCACGUGGGCAAAUUUGAAUGGAAUGUACGGGAACGGAACUUGUGUGCAACCUGGGAAUUGUAAUUUUUGGUAUACAUUGACAAAUAGCUUUAGUGGUGUAAAAACUUCGUUUAUGAUGAUUCGCAGAGUUUGA